Messenger RNA from Sclerotinia sclerotiorum 1980 UF-70, 105 nucleotides. RefSeq lists its product with no specific name. Bases 1 to 105 code for a protein of 34 amino acids. The record is from RefSeq and is a predicted model, not a curated record. The transcript has a single exon. Lineage: Eukaryota; Fungi; Ascomycota; Leotiomycetes; Helotiales; Sclerotiniaceae.
AUGAUUUGUACGAUUUACUGUAUUGAUGUCAAGCUCGAAUGUACGGAUAAUCAGAAUGUCGAUUUGGUCGUUCGGAGUAGGAGGUGGAAGAUGGGUUUUGUUUGA